Molecule: messenger RNA, 600 nt
Organism: Effrenium voratum
Lineage: Eukaryota; Dinophyceae; Suessiales; Symbiodiniaceae
Source: the annotation of a GenBank genome assembly
AUGAACGCAGAGAAUGCCAGCGACCUCAACUUGCUCCAAGCCGCAGCCAGGCAAACCAGCGCGGGGCUUCCGAAUCCGCAGAAGUUGGGCUACAAGUACAUGGCAACUACCACGAGAUAUGGGCACACCAGUCUCACAUCAUGCGGGGGUCUUGACACCAUCAAGAUUGUGAAGGGCACGGGCUACUAUGCUGUCGCCUCAGCAGAGAACAUGCAGGGCGACUUUGAACGAGCUUCUGGCUGUUGGUGCGGAAAGGAUGGAGGAGGAGGGGGCACAGCUGGAAUGGGUUGCGGAGCUUGCGGCAAAGGCCGGUUUAUAUAUGGGCAUCCUCAGUCUUACCCUAUGUACGUCAAGGAAGAUGCCGAGAUUUUUCAGAAGGAAAUCAAGUUCAUUGUUAUCGAUACUUGCACGCACCAAGCAGGGAAUUUGGAAUGGUGCGAGGGUAAAGCAGGGAAGGCCAACCAGUACGGCGCUUUGAACCACCUGGACUUUGCAGACCCACCGCCCAAGUUCGACCACUACUAUUUCGCAUUCAGCCCAGAACCCUGCCCGGCAGAACUCGAGCAUCGCUUUGCUGCACAGAGCAAAUGCAAGCUCUGA